AUGGCUCGUGCUAGUACUACUUCUACUAACUCAAAUAACUGGCUAUCGUUUUCACUCUCACCCAUGGAAAUGCCUCAGUUUGUUCAAUACGACGCUGCUUCAUCUGUUACUAACUCGUCUCAUCAGAAUCAUCAUCACUAUUUCCUUGACAAUAUGUAUACUAAUGGAUGGGGAAACGGAAACUCAAAGUCUGAAGCUGAAGCACAAGAACAAUCGAUUUGGUUUAUGGAUUCAUCUAACGGACAGAGUGUGAACCACCACGCUCCACCGCCGAAGCUGGAGGAUUUUCUCGGUGACAGUCAAACGAAGACUCAAGAUUCUUCUCUUACACACAUGUACGAUCACCAUCAGCACCAUCAUCAUGGUUCUGCUUACUUCGGUGGGGACCACCACCAUCAACACCACCAGCACCAGCAUCAGCAGCACCACCAGCAUCAGGAUCUUAAGAGCAUUACCGGCUUUCAAGCUUUUUCAAACAACUCAGGUUCUGAAGUUGAUGAUUCAGGUUCAAUAGGAAAAUCACAAGCUGCAUGUAACGAGUUUGGAACUCAUUGUGUUGAGUCAGGUAACGAGUUCACAUACUCCACCGCCGCCGCAACCGCUAAUGGUGCUUUGUCCCUUGGCGUAGCUCAGUGUUCUGAGGAAACUGCUAUCGUUGUUGCUGAUUCAGAUAGCUCGAAGAAAAUCGUUGAUACUUUUGGUCAGCGAACUUCGAUUUACCGUGGUGUCACUAGGCAUAGAUGGACCGGUAGAUAUGAAGCGCAUCUUUGGGAUAACAGCUGUAGAAGAGAAGGUCAAGCCAGGAAAGGACGUCAAGGUGGAUAUGACAAGGAAGAAAAGGCCGCAAGAUCCUACGAUUUGGCUGCUCUAAAGUAUUGGGGUCCUACUGCUACUACCAACUUCUCUGUUUCAAAUUAUGUGAAGGAAUUGGAAGAGAUGAAAGUUGUAACAAAGCAAGAAUUCAUUGCUUCAUUGCGAAGGAAGAGUAGUGGCUUUUCAAGAGGAGCUUCCAUCUAUAGGGGUGUUACUAGGCAUCACCAACAGGGUAGGUGGCAAGCAAGAAUCGGCCGUGUUGCCGGAAACAAAGACUUGUACUUAGGAACAUUCGCUACUGAAGAAGAGGCAGCUGAAGCAUACGACAUUGCAGCCAUCAAAUUCCGAGGUGCAAAUGCCGUAACAAACUUUGAGAUGAACAGAUAUGAUGUUGAAGCUAUCAUGAAGAGUUCUCUACCUGUCGGUGGGGCAGCAAAACGCCUGAAGCGUUCUCUGGAGUCAGAACAGAAAGCUGCUGCCAUUAACAACAAUCAGCAGAACAAUCCUCAGCAGUGUGCUGUUAACACCAUUAACAGCAACAGCAACAACAUCAAUUUCUCAGCCAUUCAUCAUCAUCAUCAGCAGCCAAUGGCUUCAAUCCCGUACGGAGUUCCAUAUGAUUCAAACACAGCAUAUUAUCAUCACAAUCUCUUCCAACAUUUUCAUCCUAUUUCAAAUGAUGGCACUGCAGAAUCUGUUGUCACUUCCACCAAUGCAGCAAAUGGUGGACUUAAUGCUAUGCCACCAACAUCAGCAGCUGAGUUCUUUUUAUGGCCUAAUCAGUCUUACUGA
Lathyrus sativus (Indian pea) is the source of this 1605-nucleotide messenger RNA. NCBI's taxonomy places the organism in Eukaryota, Viridiplantae, Streptophyta, Magnoliopsida, Fabales, Fabaceae. The record is from the annotation of a GenBank genome assembly.